GGGGCUCCUGGGGAGAGCAAUAGAGACGAGAUCUGAGCUAGAGAGGCCAAGAUCGGUAGGUUGAGCUGAGGCUAGAGAGGCAGGAGGUAAGUGAAGUCGGGGCGAACCCGGAAUCCGGAGGCAACGGGGCCAUGACUUACGCUUAUCUCUUCAAGUACAUCAUCAUUGGGGACACAGGUGUGGGGAAGUCAUGUCUCCUCCUGCAGUUUACAGACAAGCGCUUCCAGCCUGUCCACGACCUCACGAUUGGUGUGGAGUUUGGGGCCCGUAUGGUCAACAUUGAUGGAAAACAAAUCAAACUGCAAGUCUGGGAUACGGCAGGGCAAGAGUCCUUCCGUUCCAUCACCCGUUCCUACUACAGGGGAGCUGCCGGAGCGCUGCUGGUGUAUGACAUCACAAGGCGUGAAACCUUCAACCACCUGACCUCAUGGUUAGAGGAUGCUCGACAGCAUUCGAGCUCCAAUAUGGUUAUUAUGCUGAUUGGGAAUAAAAGUGACUUAGAAUCUCGCAGAGAUGUGAAGAGAGAAGAAGGAGAGGCUUUUGCUCGUGAGCAUGGGCUUAUAUUCAUGGAAACUUCAGCCAAAACAGCCUGCAAUGUUGAAGAGGCUUUCAUUAACACAGCCAAAGAAAUAUAUAGGAAGAUCCAGCAAGGUGUAUUUGAUGUCCACAAUGAGGCAAAUGGUAUCAAGAUUGGUCCUCAACAGUGUAUUUCAACAUCAGUGGGACCCAGCGCCUCUCAGCAGAACUCUGAUGACUUAGGGUCCAGCUCUAGCUGCUGCUGAACAUCUGACCUGAACUCUUUUUUUAUUCCUGGUAAAGCUUCAGUCAAUAGGCUUAUGAAAGAGAGAUUACUUGCUCUGGCUGUGAAAGGCCUCCUUUCAAGGUGUGAUGUUUUGCCUUCCUAUUUUUAAAAGGAUGAGGGGAGAGUUGGGGUCCUAUUGACCUAGUUCUCCGUCAAGGGCAUGAGCAUUCCCUAGAGGUCAGGUCACUUCUUAGCCUGCUAUUUUAGUUUCCAUAGUGUUAGACUCAAACACAACUACAAUGGUAGUUCAGAAGGAAACACAUUCUUUUAUAACAGACAGUAUGCUUUGCACCAAGAAUUUAUGACAAAGGUCUAGAACUUUCUGCUUGAGCACUUAAGAUUAUAGGGAUCUGGCUCAAUUUUAGCUGAUAAGUAGGAAUUUCAUUGAAUUUUUUAUUCCUUGCCUUUGGUGUCCAUUUACCACUUCAUAAAGAGUUCUCGAAAAAGGCAAUUCUACUUCUCCUUUACCACUCAGGAGGCUCGCUCCUUCUAUCUUACCCCAUUGCUAAUUUUUCUGUCUUAGAGUAACUAUAAACCUUGAGAGGUCUUGGAACAUUUGCCAUUAUUACCUAAAGAAAGCAUUCUUUCCAUGUUUAUUUUGGUUUAAGGAAUCAGACCUAAGAUUACAGUGUCUUUCACCAAAGAAGUCUACUGUUUGAUCACAUUGGCUUCUUAACUAGACCUUUCUCAACUUUCUGCUGUAAUCAAGCUAAUCUGCUUAUUGGACAUGACAUACUUCUUUCAUUUCUAUGCCUCUGCACACACCCCAUUUUGUGCUAACAUUAUUCUCAAAGUUCAAUUUUUUUUUUUUCUUUCAGAAAGUCUUCUUUGACCUUGGGACUCAGAGACAAUUAUUGACACAUUAAACCUUAGUAAACCUUAGCUUUCACAAGCUGUUCAUUCAUACAUAUAUUUAUUUAUAUUUAUGUUAUUUUGUAAAUAUGUUUUAUAGUUGUUUUGUGUGUGGGGUCUGUAUCAUAUAGAUUGUAAGCUCCUUGAGCAAGAAUCAUAUUAUCCCUUUAUUUUUGUAAACUAUUCCCUCUGCCAUUCCUUCCCAGUGCCUACUGCUCAUUAUGUGAAUGUUGAAUUGACUGGCAUACUUAAAAACUUGGAACAGGUUUAUUUUACAUUUCAGACGAAACAAAAGGCCUUAGAGUUACCUCUGUGUAACUUGAUUUCACUUUCUUCCAUCUGCUUACCUUGGAUUCUAUAUUGCUUUUCUCUCUCUCUCUCUCUCUCUCUCUCUCUCUCCUUCCUGGCUCUUCACCUACAUUCCAUGCAACAAACAGUCAAGCCACCUGCUUCUAAGUAGUUGAAUAAGUGGGUACUUCACAAGCCAUUCUUCUUUUCAAGAGCAUAAAAUCCCAUCCUAGCCAAACUUGCCUUUGCUUCACUUGUCAUUCAGCCCUUUGGGUCAGUUGCUAUGUCUUUUUGCCUUGCUGUCCAUUUUUCUUCCAUAGUACUGGGGUCUUUCUCAUGAAUUUUUUAAAAUUUCUUUGUUGUUGAUAAAUUGUUACAUCAUUAAAUGCAUGCGUGUAUCCAAAUUA
Molecule: messenger RNA, 2349 nt
Organism: Erinaceus europaeus (western European hedgehog)
Lineage: Eukaryota; Metazoa; Chordata; Mammalia; Eulipotyphla; Erinaceidae
Gene: RAB2B
Product: RAB2B, member RAS oncogene family
Exons: 8
Coding region: 132-782 (216 amino acids)
Cellular component (GO): Golgi apparatus
Molecular function (GO): GTP binding; GTPase activity
Source: RefSeq, a predicted model, not a curated record